AUGAAGGAGUCACCAGGAGGAGGAGGAGGUUUCAAGAAGACGGGCGAAAAGUUUGAGGAGACGCUCGGCUCGGUGCUGGCCAGCUUGGAACGAUUUGGACGACCGCAGACGGAUUCCUCCUCUUCGAUUAUGGGAGGUGAUGAAGAAGAAAAGAAGAUUGCUUCUGGUGGUGGAGGUCAUCAGUUCAAUAGCUCCACUGAAGUGAAGCGGGCUCUGGGAAUGCCAGCUAAAAGCAUCAGCAGCAGCAGUUGGCAGUUUUGGUUCUGGCGCUCUGACCAGCGUUUCCUUAAGUGGGACAGUGGUCUGCAGAAGUUGGGUACGCCCUUUCAGACGGUCGGACAGAUGCGUGAACUCCUCGGACAACUGCUCGAAGUCCACGAAGUCGCCUUGCCCAGCGACUACUCGGUCUUUCGUGAGGGCGUCAAGCCGACGUGGGAGGACGUGGCCAACCGAGAGGGCGGCGAGUGGAGUCUGGAGUUUGCCCGGGCUGAUGUCGCCCUGGUGGCCGCCAUUUGGCGUCGACUGCUCGAGUUUAUCUUUGAGGGAGGUGAAGAAGGUGGUGCUACGGCUGCUGUUGAAGGUACAGUGGCUGAUGACAAGUCCACCGCCAGCAACAUCUUUCCACUGAACUCCACCGCUCGAAGUCACAUUUGCGGCCUGAAGAUUGGCAUGCGCUUCAAGGCGUACCAGCUGUCGGUGUGGACUGGUCCCGUCGUCGAUCUGGAGAAGACGCUGCAGGUGGGAGUUGCCGUCCAGCGCACCAUUGCCGAUCUGGUCGGGCGAGUGUCGCCAAGCUUUGAUCAGCAGCAGCAGCCGCUGGUGCUGCACUACCGAGUGCACAAGAGUGCCCUGGUCAAGGAGCAGAAGAAGCGAUCGUUGUGCCACAGUGGAGGUGCUGGUGGUAAUCAUCUCAAGAUGUUCUGA
Rhagoletis zephyria (snowberry fruit fly) is the source of this 924-nucleotide messenger RNA. Lineage: Eukaryota; Metazoa; Arthropoda; Insecta; Diptera; Tephritidae. The record is from RefSeq and is a predicted model, not a curated record.